GUAAGAUCUACAGUCUAGGCUAAAGCUACAGUCGUAAGAGUCCCAGUGCAAAAUGAUCUUUAAGACGACCCCUUAGAGCGUUAUCAAAUGCUCUGCUUCUAGAGGGUAACUACCCCAUUUGCCCCUAAAUAGCUCAGAUCUUUAUUAUUAUCAUUAGUUGUUUACGAACAGCACACAUUCUGACCUAAUUUAAAUAAAACUAUCUGAACACACACACACACAACUUCGUUAGAAUCUUACCUCUGCCCUUGCCGCUGUUAAGACACCCGGAUUUUCGUCGUUUUUGAAUGUUUGACGUUCAUGAUUGAGGUUGGGUAACUUUAAUGUUUGUAAAUAAUUUCCAAUAGUCUCUAUUUAGUCAAUAAUUAUUGAGGAAUACUAAUUAAAGUUUAUCAUUAAUAAUGAUAAUAAUUCUUUUCAGUCUGUGGAUGGGAGUGAUCAUUCAUUCAAAAUGACGAAUAAGUAUGCAACAGUUAUAAUAAUAAUAAUAUUCUUUAUUGACAGCAAAAUUUUAAAAGAGAAACAUAAGCAACAUCAAAGAAAAGCAAAAAUGUAGUACCUACAAUACCAUCAGCAAAUAUAAGCAACACCUAGGCACCAUAGAUUGGUAACUGGUCAAAAUUAAAUUUGGUUGUACAUGGGCUGGUGGAGCCAUAAUGUCCCUCUCAGGAGGACUGUCAAAUGUAAUAACAGAUUAUGUGGACUACAAAACUACUACUAUGAUCAUGAGUGAUCUACAAGAAAUAAUUAGAAGCAAAGAAACAUUUGAUGAAAACCUGACCAGGCAGCUGAAACACUUUAGUAUGGUGAUUGAAAAACUUAUUGAAAGUGGUGUUGACAAGAAUGAUGCUGUGAUUGUAGCUGUUAAAGGAAUAGCAAACGGUUGCAUAGAUCUCACCCAUGAACCAAACAUGAAACUAAUGAAUGCUCUGAGCACUGCCAUAAAACUGCACCACAUUGAGACUGUAGGAGUUGAUGCAAUUCCAUACAUUGGAAAAACCAUGCACAUAUCAGAGAAAAGCUUCCAAGUUAUCUUAAAUUUCUUUGGACUCACUGGACAUACUGGUGCUGCUGUUUUCAGAACAAUGGGAAGAAUAUCAAGCGUCAUAUCAGUCGCCUUCACUGUUGUUGACAUAGCACUCCUCAUUAAAGACUGGACCACAGAACAUCCUACAGAAGAAAUCGUCUUGGAAGUACAACGGAAAAUUGAAGAAGAGAAAAAGAUCCUGAGUGAUCUGUUAGAAGUUAUCAAUACAUCCAAGGAUUCAGUUCAAGAUACUUGGAAGAAAGUUUUGGCAGAAAUUGAGACGAUAGAAGAGGAAGACUUGGCGUAUGAGCAUGACUUUGUAAUUAUUGAUAAUGACCAGCAAGAAACAGAUACAAAAGAAAAUAAUACAGAAAAGGAUAAUACACCUAGUGCAGAAGGCAAUGGAGAUUCUGAAAAGAGCAAGAUAGUUUACAAGGAUCAGACAGACAACGGGACAAUCAGCAAUACAUGUGUUGAACGUUAUGGUGAGAGGAACACUGAUCAAUUCUCAAAUAUAAAGAGUAUUGCUUGCACCAAGAUUUGAAUGUUUCUGCACAUGUUAUUUCUAUUUUAUUCUAUUUUCUCUCUAUAAUUUAUUGAAUGCACAAUGUUGAAAU
This is a messenger RNA of Acanthoscelides obtectus, 1644 nucleotides long. Lineage: Eukaryota; Metazoa; Arthropoda; Insecta; Coleoptera; Chrysomelidae. The record is from the annotation of a GenBank genome assembly.